GCAGACUGCUUCUACAAACAUUUGAGAAAGAAUGGCAAUAAGUCCAUCUGUGAAACUUCCUUGCUACUAAAUAUUCCACGGUCAACUGUUAGUGGUAUUAUAACAAAGUGGAAGCAACUAGCAACAACAGCAACCCAGUCACAAAGUGGUAGGCCACGUAAAAUUGCAGAGCAGGGUCAGCGCAUGCUGAAACUCACAGUGCGCAGAAGUCGCCAACUGUCUGCAGAGUCAAUAGCUAAAGACCUCCAAACUUUGUGUGGCCCUCAGAUUAGCACAACAAUAGUGCAUAGAGAGCUUCAUGGAAUGUGUUUCCAUGGCCGAGCAGCUGCAUCCAAGCCUUACAUCACCUAGUGCAAUGCAAAAAGUCAGAUACAGUGGUGCAAAGCAUGCAGCCAUUGGACUCUAG
Molecule: messenger RNA, 406 nt
Organism: Staurois parvus
Lineage: Eukaryota; Metazoa; Chordata; Amphibia; Anura; Ranidae
Source: the annotation of a GenBank genome assembly